UUAUUGGAUGGUAAUAUAAUCUUAUGAUUGUUUUGAUGGAAAAUUUGAGGCAUAUAAGCUGUCAAGAUUAGUAUUAAUCGGCAGGACUAAAGACCCUUUCAAGUGUUUAAUCAGAAAAUAAUGAUUUAUGUACUGGCUAUCAUAGAAAGACCAAGUCUAGGGUUCAACAUCGUACUAAAUGUCCUAUGAGAAAAACAUGGAAGAGGGCAUUGUAAGUUGAGAUAGAAAUGGUACAAAUCAGAUCUGUAAAGCUCUAACUUUCCCCCUCUAGCCUAGUCUAAAUAAAACACAGUUUAGUUUACACUUCACUUCCUGUAGCAACCAAAAGCCAAGAAAAGACUAAAAGGAUACUAAAUCAAGAAUGCAAUCACCUUGUUUCAAGUGUAUUUGCUGCCAGAAUUCCUAUAGAGAGUCAAAUCCCACCUCUAAAAUCAGCAUAAUCAUCACUUGCCAUCGUGAAUUCAUCGAUGCAAUGGCUUCUUCCAUCCAGCCAAAUUCUCAAUUCACUAACCAUGAGUGUUUGCCUUCAUGUUUAGAAUUGUUUAGCAACUUAAAAGAAGCAUAUCCACACUACUGCCAGACUAAUGUUGCUGAUGAAAUCCGAGCACACGAAUACUAUCACCUCUCUCUUUCGAAACACGUAUGUCUUGAUUACAUUGGCAAUGGCCUUUUUUCAUACUACCAACAACACGGGCAUCAUCAUCCAGCAGACGAUUCAAUCGCCUCUUCGUCAUCAGCUCCUCCUCCUCCUACUCAACAAUUUGCUUCUCCCAACGAGCCUUUCUUUAAUAUUUCGUACAAGUCAGUGAAUUUGAGUACUCAGUUACUCUACAGAGGCCAAGAGUCCGACUUAGAAUGUAAUAUGAGGAAAAGGAUUAUGAAAUACAUGAAUAUCUCUAAGUCUGACUAUUCUAUGGUAUUUACAGCUAACCAGUCUUCUGCUUUUAAGCUUUUAGCAGACUCAUAUCCAUUCGAGUCUAAUCACAACCUUGUUACAGUUUAUGAUUAUGAAAAUGAAGCAGUGGAAGGGAUGAUCGACAGCGCUAAGAAAAAAGGUGCUCGAGUAGUAUCAGCAGAGCUCUCAUGGCCUAAUUUGAGAAUCAAUUCAAGAAAAUUGAGAAAAAUGCUAGUUGCCAAAAAGAAUGGUAAUAAGAAGAGGGGAUUGUUUGUUUUUCCACUUCAGUCUAAAGUGACAGGCACAAAAUAUUCUUAUCAAUGGAUGAAUAUUGCACAAGAAAAUGGUUGGCAUGUCCUGUUUGAUGCUUCUGCAUUGGGUCCUAAAGACAUGGAAACAUUAGGCCUAUCUAUUUUUCAGCCUGAUUUUCUUAUUUGCUCAUUCUAUAAAGUGUUUGGUGAAAAUCCAUCUGGUUUUUGCUGUUUGUUUGUGAAAAAUUCAAGCAUAUCACAGCUCAACAAAUGUUCCACUAGUUUGGGCAUUAUUAGUCUUGUUCCAGUAGCAAAAUCAUUCGAAGAUAAAGAUGAUUUUGCUUCUUCUUCUUCAACUUCAUCAGAAUCUGAUCAAGAAUUCAAACAAGUGUCUGAUCAAGAACCAGAGAAAAUAACCACAUUGUUCGAAAUAUUAAACUGGGGUAACAAAUCCAACAAGAAUAGAUGGAAGAAAGUUGAAUUCGAGACGAGUAUGAGUUCUGAUGAAUUGGAAUGUAGAGGGUUGGAUCAUGCGGAUAAACUAGGCCUGAUACUAACAAGUAGCAGAGCAAGAUACCUUAUAAAUUGGCUGAUAAACGCGUUAACGCGCCUUCAACAUCCACAUGCUGAAGAUAUUCAUCAUCCAUUAGUGAAAAUCUAUGGACCAAAGAUACAUUUCAAUAGAGGACAAGCUGUGGCGUUCAAUGUAUUUGAUUGGAAAGGCCAAAAGAUUGAUCCAACACUAGUACAGAAGCUUGCCGAUCGGAACAACAUAUCGAUUUCUUGUGCAUUUUUGCAGCACAUAUGGUUUUCAAAAAUGUAUGAUGAUGAAAAAAAGACUAUCUUGGAGACUUUUAGAAGUGGUGACAAUAUUAAGAGGGGGAAGUUGAAUAGUGGUGUAUUAGUGAUCACUGUUUCAAUCGGGAUGAUGACAAACUUUGAAGAUUUGUAUAGGUUAUGGAGUUUUAUAGCUAGAUUUCUGGAUGCUGAUUUUGUUGAGAAAGAAAGAUGGAGAUACAAGGCACUUAAUCAAACAACUAUUGAGGUGUAGAUUGAAUUAUUAUUUUUUAUCACAACUCCAUUUAUUCUUUCAUUCUUUGUUUCUUA
Messenger RNA from Lycium ferocissimum, 2253 nucleotides. Its product is annotated as molybdenum cofactor sulfurase-like. The coding region runs from base 362 to 2197 and encodes 611 amino acids. Lineage: Eukaryota; Viridiplantae; Streptophyta; Magnoliopsida; Solanales; Solanaceae. The record is from RefSeq and is a predicted model, not a curated record. The transcript has a single exon.